AUGGCUGACGCCCGUCGAGCCCGUGGUGAGCGUCGGGCCACCCUCGCCGCUCGCAUUGCCCAGACGGCGCCCGCCGGGGGGCCUCCCCGUCGUUCUCCAUCGUCUGCCGCCAACGCCGCCAUCGGCCCGGCAGGGCACGAGCAGCAAGCUUCGUCGCUGCACCCCUCCAUGUGGCGUGAUGGACGCACGGCCACCCCGUCGCUGACUCCGGCCGGUUCGUCAUCUCAUGCUCGUCGUGGGCCGGCAGACGCGCAGGCUGUGCUGCUCAUGGCGCGCGAGCUCCUGCGCUACAGCCCUGUCGAUGAUUUCUACGAAGACUGGCCGGACCGCAUCGCCGAGCUUGUCAGCGCUGCUGGGGGUUCUCCUGCACUGCCUCUCUCGCUGCCUCGCCCGCCGCCUGUCAUGGGCGAUGUAGCCCAUGGAGCACCUCCGCCACCUCCCAUUCAAGACGUCACCCUCGGACCAAGGCGCGCGACCCCGCGGCGUGAUCCGCCGCGCAGGGCGCCCGCGCGUGUAGAAGAAAUCUGCCAGGAGGUCCGGCGGCCGCAAGAAGAUGCUCCUGUGCUCCCAGCACCACCAUGUCAAGACCGUGCACCGCCUGCGGUGGUGGCACGUGAGCGCCAAGAUCAGGCUCCGCCUCCACGACGGGCUCCCGUGACUACCGCGGGCUGUCGUGCCUUCACUCCCGAGCUACGCAGUGUCGUCUGGCCGAGAAAGUUCAAGCCCAACCCGCCUCCACGCUACGACGGCAUCCCCGACCCUGCUGAGAGCUUAGGGCCAUCCGUGACGGGCGCCUCGGUCAUUGCCCCGAGCGCAGCGAUCGAGGCUACGACCGCGGUGGAGGCCGAAAUGGAGGACGCUAGGAUGACCGCGGCCCUCCAGGAGUGGCGCAACAAGCCUCGUGAGGAACGCUAG
Aegilops tauschii subsp. strangulata is the source of this 915-nucleotide messenger RNA. Lineage: Eukaryota; Viridiplantae; Streptophyta; Magnoliopsida; Poales; Poaceae. The record is from RefSeq and is a predicted model, not a curated record.